AAAAUAAUAAACACCAUUGUAAAACCACUAGCUUCCUUGCUCCGCUCAGAAUCUAAAAAUAAUAUUUUAAUAUUAAUUCAACUUACAGGUUAUAAUAAAUAAUAACAAUAUAAAAAAUAUCCAGACUGACAAACCAUCUCCGCUCAGAAUCGUUUUCCUUAUACCAUUGGUAUUGAAUUCAAGUUAAAUACAAUCCAUUAUAUAUUGACCCACUUGUAACCUACUGUACAGCAGACCGACAUCCACUUACCCACUUUUUUUUAAUAUUUUCAAUUUAACUUACACUAAAACUUUCAGAAAAUGUAUUCUAAAAAUGACUCAUGGAUAUAUUAUAUUUUUUUAAUCGACAAAAUAAUAGAAUACCAUUAAUAUAAUUCCUCACAAGAAAAUUAAUAUUUUAAAAAUACAAUUAUUCCAAUUAUUUAACCGGUUGCUGGACCAAAAGUGGAGGCGUUUUUAUGACGAGGUAUAAUGAUGUAGGUUGUAGGUAUACUUACUUUUGCCUUACUUAUUGGGUUCAAGCAUAAUAUCGUCAUAGAGUUUGUUGAGUCUGCAAGACUUAAAAAAACAAAUUGUGAAUACUUUACAAACCAGAUUGUCCAAAGCAUAAUAUGAUUGUACCCUAGCACACAUUUUUUUGUAUAUAGUUUAUAUAUAUGUUAAUGACUUUAGGUGCGAUAGUCGUUUAAAAAUUGAAAUUCAUACGUCUACUAUGACUAUAGUGUUGAACGACUGUAUAAUUAUGAAUCAAUGAGACUCGUUGGUACUUGCAUAUGUGUAGAAGCUUUACACUACGUGUCAUCGCAAUACGACAUUUACUCACAGCUUUUUAGGCCAUACAACAGCUACAGAUACACACAGGCUCAGCCUAUGUUCAGAUAUCCGCAACCCACAGCAGCCCGCUAUCUGCAACCCACAGCAGUCCGCUAUCCGCAACCCACAGUACCGGGCUAUCUGCAACCCACACCAGUACGCUAUCCGCAACCCAUAGUACCCCGCUAUGAUAGCUAUAGAAGUUUUACACCGGAAAACAGGAGUUUAGUCAAUACGAAAAAGCAGGCAGCUGAUGUCGAUCAAAUGCAAAGUCAUCUGGAUAAUUUGCUGUCGAGAAUGAAAUCGACGAUGAUGGAAAUGAAUAACAAACAAGAGCAGUCAGCUACCGACCGGUCGUCAAAGACAAUGGAAAAUCCAAAUGACAGUAUCUACAAAGGAAAGCUUACAAGAAAAACAUCGGCAUCAAAUAGAUCGGCAUCAGUGUAAUAUAUAAUUAAAUAGAGAAAAAAUCGAACGAACCGAGCGAUAGGUAGUAAUAAUAGUACGUAACACAAUGUUUUCAUUUUUUUUUUUU
This is a messenger RNA of Metopolophium dirhodum (rose-grain aphid), 1348 nucleotides long. RefSeq lists its product as uncharacterized. The transcript has 3 exons. The record is from RefSeq and is a predicted model, not a curated record. Lineage: Eukaryota; Metazoa; Arthropoda; Insecta; Hemiptera; Aphididae. Bases 751 to 1260 code for a protein of 169 amino acids.